GGACGCCAAAUAUUUCAGUUUCACAUAUGCACAUGCAUUCUCUCUCUCUCUCUCCACAAUCUCACCUCGCGUGUCAGAAUAACUCGUGACUCACUCAGUCGCCACAACACAAACAUGGUAAUAAAAUAAUAAAAUACUAUACAUAUAUAUAUAUAUACCCACCAUCGAAAAAUCAGAACAGAACCCAACCAAAGCAGCUAUGGCGGCGAUGCAGAGGCCACUCAAGAGAACCAUUGCAAUCGCCAAGCAACGCGCGUGCUUUUCCUCUCUCCUACCCUCCGCCGCUGCCGCCGCCGCCGCCGAUACCGUCGCGCCUCCGCAGCUCCCCCCGUUCGAUCACCAGCCGCACCCUUACAACGGUCCCUCCGCCGAUGAAGUCUUCGCCAAGCGCAAAACGUUCCUCGGUCCUUCCGUCUUCCACUACUAUAAGAAACCUCUGAAUAUCGUGGAAGGGAAGAUGCAAUAUCUUUAUGAUGAUAGUGGGAGGCGUUACCUUGAUGCAUUUGCGGGAAUAGUUACUGUUUCUUGCGGACAUUGCCACCCUGAAAUUUUGAAUGCUAUCACGGAGCAGAGUAAACUUCUGCAGCAUGCUACAACCAUAUAUCUACACCAUACAAUAGGUGACUUUGCUGAGGCAUUGGCAGCAAAAAUGCCUGGAAACCUUAAGGUUGUUUAUUUUGUAAAUUCUGGUUCAGAAGCAAAUGAAUUAGCAAUGAUGAUGGCCCGUUUAUGUACUGGUAAUCUCGGUAUGAUUUCUUUGAGAAAUGCAUAUCAUGGGGGGAGUUCUAGUACACUUGGUCUGACUGCUCUGAACUCGUGGAAAUACCCAAUUCCAGAGGGCCAUGUUCAUCAUGUUAUGAAUCCAGAUCCAUAUCAUGGAGCCUUUGGUACAGAUGCUGCUAGUUAUGCAAAUGAUGUCCAAGACCAUAUUGACUACGGAACUUCGGGAAAAGUUGCUGGAUUUAUAGCCGAAUCAAUUCAGGGAGUUGGCGGAGCAGUUGAACUGGCACCAGGGUAUUUGAAACUUGUUUAUGACAUUAUACAUAAGGCUGGUGGUGUCUGCAUUGCCGAUGAAGUUCAAACUGGUUUUGGCCGAACAGGAAGCCAUUAUUGGGGAUUUGAGACACAGGGUGUCAUUCCUGAUAUAGUUACCAUGGCAAAGGGUAUUGGCAAUGGUCUGCCAUUGGGAGCUGUAGUUACAACUCCAGAAAUUGCAAGUGUGAUGGCCCAAAAGAUUCAAUUUAAUACCUUUGGUGGGAACCCUGUCUGCUCUGCUGGUGGACUUGCAGUGCUUAGGGUUCUUGAUAAGGAGAAGCGUCAAGCUCACUGUGCUGAUGUCGGAUCUUAUUUGCUUGAACGUUUGAGAUUUCUCAUGGAAAGACAUGACAUCAUAGGAAAUGUCAGGGGAAGGGGACUAAUGGUAGGCUUAGAGUUGGUUACUGACCGAACCAACAAGACACCUGCAAAGGCUGAAACUGCUGUUGUGUUUGAAAAACUCAGAGAACUCGGUGUGCUAGUUGGGAAAGGAGGACUUCAUGGCAAUGUUUUCAGGAUCAAGCCACCAAUGUGUUUCUCCAAAGAUGAUGCAGAUUUUCUUGUGGAUGCCUUGGACUAUUCUCUAUCUAAGUUGUGAGCUGAUUGUGCAUCUUGCUAGCAUGAAAUGAAAUCUUCGACAAUGGAGCCAAAUUACUACAAGCCAACAACAAAAAGCUCAUUUAGUUCAUAGAAAUCACCAUGAAUAAUGUAAUGUUCUCCCCGUUGAGAAGAGAGGGGGUUUCCCUCCCUUUUUGCUGAACAUUAUAAGUUGAAUGCUGACUAUUAUUGUAUAUAAAUUUGGGUUUCAUGACAUCAAAAAGUUGCAUUCAAUCUGCAGAGUAAUGUUUAAAUCCAUAUAGAAAGAGACUACAUUUGCAUA
Molecule: messenger RNA, 1915 nt
Organism: Glycine soja
Lineage: Eukaryota; Viridiplantae; Streptophyta; Magnoliopsida; Fabales; Fabaceae
Product: alanine--glyoxylate aminotransferase 2 homolog 1, mitochondrial-like
Exons: 9
Coding region: 200-1633 (477 amino acids)
Biological process (GO): glyoxylate catabolic process
Cellular component (GO): mitochondrion
Molecular function (GO): pyridoxal phosphate binding; L-alanine:glyoxylate transaminase activity
Source: RefSeq, a predicted model, not a curated record